Molecule: messenger RNA, 1050 nt
Organism: Thlaspi arvense
Lineage: Eukaryota; Viridiplantae; Streptophyta; Magnoliopsida; Brassicales; Brassicaceae
Source: the annotation of a GenBank genome assembly
AUGUCAUUAGUGUUAGGAGUCCGGAGGGACGGGGCCGAGCUGCCUCUGGUGAACAAGUCCAUGAUGUACCUUCACCACCGCCAUCAUAAGUCGGCUCGAGAUCCUCCAGUCCCAUCGCCAGGUCUAGCUGUUAAAUUCCAUGUGGACAAAUACAGUAUGGCCAUCAUUUUGAAUGGGGAUGUUUCAUUUGAACUUCAUCUUCUGUUUGUUCAAUCUCGCAAAUUGAAGUAUGGUUGUGGUUCAUUUUCACCAGCUUCCACAUCCUUCUGUAGAGAGGGGCAGAUGCCUGAAAUGGACGUAUACAAGCUGGAUUGGAUCCAAACUUGGAGCGUCCAAUAUGGUUCUUCUGCAACAUUCACUUUCAUAAACAGAUGUGACUUCACAGUUUGGCCCGGCAUACUCGCAAACGCUGGCGGGCCCAAGCUCGACAGCACCGGCUUCGAGUUACCGCAGGGGAAAUCCCGAACCUUCCAGGCUCCGGCAGGCUGGUCGGGAAGGUUCUGGGGCCGAACAGGGUGCAAGUUCGACGGACCGGUUCGGGGUCGUGUACCACCGGCGACUGCGGCUCCGGCAAGAGCCGCUCCACCAGUGACGCUGGCAGAGUUCACGCUGGGAACAGGCGGCGGGCAGGACUUCUACGACGUGAGCUUGGUGGAUGGAUACAAUUUGCCGGUGGAAGUGGAGGCGAAGGGCGGAUCGGGCGGAUGCGGUUCGGCCGGUUGUGUGGCGGACCUAAACCGGCGGUGCCCGUCGGAGUUGAAGGCGGCCAACGGCGACGCCUGCAAAAGCGCGUGCGAGGCCUUUGGGAGCGAGGAAUACUGCUGUAGCGGCGGUACAGCACACCAGACAAGUGUAAGCCGUCGGAGUACUCGCAGAUAUUCAAAGAGGCCUGUCCGACUUCUUAUAGCUACGCGUACGAUGACCCUACGAGUACGUUUACGUGUACUGGCGCUGGUUACACGAUUACUUUUUGUCCCUCAAGAACAAGGGAUGGACUUUCAAGAAAUUAAGGCAGAACACCAUUUUGAUUUGACUGGAGGGAAGGCAUAA